Molecule: messenger RNA, 1066 nt
Organism: Tarenaya hassleriana
Lineage: Eukaryota; Viridiplantae; Streptophyta; Magnoliopsida; Brassicales; Cleomaceae
Product: proteasome subunit alpha type-5-B
Exons: 10
Coding region: 146-859 (237 amino acids)
Biological process (GO): proteasome-mediated ubiquitin-dependent protein catabolic process
Cellular component (GO): nucleus; proteasome core complex; proteasome core complex, alpha-subunit complex
Source: RefSeq, a predicted model, not a curated record
CUUGUUGCUCAAGAAGUGCGUCUUCGAAAGCUCAAAAGGAGCAGACUGGUGAAGGAGUCUUGUUCUUCGAUUCGCAAAUCAACGAACUGGGUUUUACUCUUUUGUGCCGACGUCAGGGCUUUUCAGAUCGAGAUCUAAGAAGAAGAUGUUCCUCACCAGGACUGAGUACGACAGAGGUGUCAACACCUUUUCCCCUGAAGGUCGGCUGUUCCAAGUCGAGUAUGCCAUUGAAGCCAUCAAGCUUGGUUCUACUGCUAUUGGAGUAAAGACGAAGGAGGGAGUAGUGCUCGCUGUCGAGAAGCGUAUCACCUCGCCUCUGCUGGAGCCGAGCAGUGUAGAGAAAAUUAUGGAAAUCGACCAGCACAUAGGAUGCGCCAUGAGCGGUCUGAUUGCUGAUGCUCGUACACUGGUGGAGCAUGCACGAGUUGAAACUCAAAACCACAGGUUCUCCUAUGGUGAGCCAAUGACUGUAGAGUCCACAACACAAGCUCUGUGUGAUCUUGCUUUAAGAUUCGGUGAAGGAGAUGAAGAGUCGAUGUCUCGGCCAUUUGGAGUAUCUCUUCUCAUAGCUGGUCAUGAUGAAAAUGGACCGAGCCUAUACUACACCGAUCCUUCGGGAACGUUCUGGCAAUGCAAUGCAAAGGCGAUUGGUUCGGGCUCGGAAGGCGCUGACAGUUCCUUGCAAGAACAAUACAACAAGGAUUUGACUCUCCAAGAGGCAGAAACGAUCGCAAUGUCUAUCCUCAAGCAAGUUAUGGAAGAAAAGGUGACUCCAAGCAAUGUGGACAUUGCCAAGGUUGCACCCGAGUAUCAUCUUUACACUCCUCAAGAGGUGGAAGCAGUUAUCAGUCGUUUAUGAUGCCGACGGGGGAACAUGCUUCUCUGCCUCCAGGAAUCUUGGUUUGUCGGGUUAUUUCUCGGGUUGUCUGAUUCCGAUUUCUGAACCAGGAGACUGUCUUUUUUUUUAAUCUAUGGCACAAAACUUUUCACUCUUGUCUGUCAGAUGAGAUGAUGUAUGCCAAACAUUCAGCCGAGAGAUAUGUAAGAACCUUUCCUUUAUCUGAAA